This is a messenger RNA of Myodes glareolus (Bank vole), 2877 nucleotides long. Lineage: Eukaryota; Metazoa; Chordata; Mammalia; Rodentia; Cricetidae. The record is from RefSeq and is a predicted model, not a curated record.
CCUCUGCCUUCUGAGUGCUGGGAUUAAAGGGAUGUACCACCACUGCCUGCCUUCUGAUGGGAUCUUAUAUAACCCAGUCUGGUAUGGAAUUCAGACCUCAAAUUUCACUUUGUAGACCAGGCUAGCUUCAAACUCAGAGAGAUCCACCUGCCUCUGCCUCUUGAGUACUGGAAUUAAAGAUGUAUACCUACAUACCAAACUAAGAAAAGUUUUGCAAAGUAUAUACAAGGCUAGGUGUAGCGGCACAUGCCUGCAAUCCUUGUCUAUGUCAGGCUGAGGUAGGAGGACUGUGAGUUCUAAGAUCAGCCUAGGUUACCUAGAGAGACUGUCUCAAAAAAGAAACAAGAAGCUUGUCAUUUCUUUUUAUGGCUUUGUUCUCAAUUUUGGUUUGCUUCUUUUAAGGUCUGAGAGCAGCUCCCACAGGACCAUGGUGGCCCUCUUAUGGGGUGGGGGGGCACUGCUCUGAGACAAAACUAAUCCUCUCAUUAUUUCCCUCUCAUACUCACAAUUCCUCUUAUCUCUUAUCAGAACCUCUGCUGUGACUUAUUCGUUGUGGUGACUUAGACCCUCAUUUCCCCAAAUGUUUGUGACUAUGCACUUGUUACAUUUGUCCAUUUACUGUGAGAAGCAGGAUAGGAGAGUACUGUGGCAAGAUGGAUUAGUUGAGUGCCAAGCAUUGCCCCCACACUCCGUCAGUACAGCAGUCUGCGGCUUUUCUGGAGGUUGCUCCUGGCCCGAGGACUGUCUUAUCAUGUGUUCAUGAUCCAGGGUCUGCUGAAGCCUUGAAACCACUGUCUGGCUGCCCCAAAUCUGGGAAGCAGCCUUACAGCGCACCCUGGCGGCCAUUUAGGGGGACGGGCGGCGCCAGUCUUUGCCGGUGGCCUGUGGUUCUUCCUGAUCUUCCGCCUCCAGGAUUCCAAACUGUUGGAAGUUGGACAGAUUCCAGCCUGGGCUCCCGGGAGGAUCGACAGACCCCGCCCUGGGCAAUGGAGAAGGCCCCCGUCAAAAGCAAAAAUGAAAAAGGAUCCAGCUUGAAGGUCAAGACGUCUGUACACAGCUUGAACAAAAUGAGGCAGACCAAACUCACUGUGGGCAGCCUGGGAUUGGGCCUGAUCAUCAUCCAGAAUGGGCCUUACCUCCAGAUUAGUCACCUCAUCAAUAAAGGGGCUGCAGCCAGUGACGGGAUACUCCAGCCAGGUGAUGUUCUGGUUAGUGUUGGGCAUGCCAACGUGUUAGGCUAUACCCUCCGUGAAUUGUUAAAGCUUUUGCAAAAUAUCACCAUAGGAACAGUGCUACAAAUCAAGGCUUACCGAGACUUCAUUGACAUACCCCAGGAGUGGCAAGAUGUGUAUGAUUUAAUCCCCGAGACCAAAUUUCCAGUCCCACACACACCAAAGAAAACAAAGGAGCAGGCAAAAGAUGAGCCUUUUGCAAGCACAGAUGACCAUGAAGAUGUCGUUUUAGAUAAAAGACUCAAGUAUUACAGAUAUCCUCGGUCAGUCUGGAAUCACCCUGUGAGGACACCGAUAUCAAUCUCCACAGAAUGGCAUAGAUAUAAAAAGAAGGACCACACUUUUAGUGUUGGCAAAGAUGUUAAUUGUGAUGUAGUUAUUCACAAAGAAGACAAGACAAAACCGAGGGCCCCUUCUCCAUACUGGACAAUGGUGGAGCACGACAAAGUCACCUCCUCCUCAUCCUCCGCAGCUUCCUCCAACUCAGAUGCCUUUUGGCUGGAAGACUGUGCACAGGUUGAGCAGGGUGAAGGUCAGCAGGUAUCAAAGUUUGGUUAGGCAUUGGUUUGCAAAUCUGUGGCCACAGGAAUUUUUAUUUUUAAAUAUCCAAUUUUUGUGCCUUACUAUGUAUAGGUUUGUAGAAUUCCUACAGCUCUUCCAGGACAGUAGAAAAAACCUUCACAGACUUUCUUCAGUUAACUGCUUAGGACUCCUUCCCUGUGGUUCCCAGAAUCACAUCAUUAUUUUUAACAUCAAGUACAAACUCAAUCACCAGAAUGCUGACCAUUUGUCUUUUAAGGUGAAGUUUUCUUUGCAUGUUUCUGGGCUGGUUUGUUUACUUUACAAUCCCAUUCCCAACCUUUCAGUGACACUUUUACUUGGUAUAUCGAGCUGAGAAUUAUUUAAAUGAGAUAAGACUGAAACAGGUGAGCUAGAGGCAGAGAGAAAAACACUGUCACAGAGAAGGAAAGUCAGACAUAAAUGAAGAUGUUUCUUAGAAAAAUACCUUCACAAAGGGGGGCAAAACCCAGACCGUUCCGAUUGUUGUUAGCCACAAAUGAGCAAUUUUAAACUUGUUUUUAUUUUAAAAAGAGACCAAUAAUCUUGAAUUUUUACUUUCAGAGCUGCUUAGCCUCAAUAGUUUCUGAAAUUUCUUAACUGAUGGAAUUGGUAAACUCAAUUAUUGUACUACUGUCUUUCUUAAAGCACUGAAAACAAAGAUCUCAGCAUAUAAUAAAUAACUGCUGACUGCCUAGAAAGAAUGCAAGAAAAACACUUACACACAAUGCUUUAUUUGUUUUAGGGAAGCUGGGAAUAACUAUCCAUAUUUAUACUCUUAAGUACUUCAUUGAGAAAAAUGUCGAAUGUUAAAUUAAGAGACCCGACUUUGAUGUGUUUGCUGGUCUGGGCUGAGAAAACAGCUGUUAGAGCUCGUCAAGAAAAGGUGUGUGUCCCAAGUUUCCACUUGCAGCCAUUGACUUCUUGCCAGAAACAAAUUUUUUUGCAGCCUUAAACAAAACACAGAAAGUUAAAUCAUGCUAUUAUCAAGUAGUAAACCAUGUAUUUUGAGUUUAGGAACAAGACAUUCUAAGUCUGCAAUUCUAUAACACAGCCUCUUAAGACUAUCAAUAAAUAAACACUGAGA